CAAGAAACGGAUUGUUAUUAUUUUUAAGAUUUUUAAAUUUAAUGAUGUUCCGAUGCGUUCUAAGUUCUACUAACUUCAAAAUCGCCUCCACUUCCCUCCUUUAAAUUGUGAUGCGGGUUUAGUCAAACCCUCACCAAAUUUUUAGACAUGGAAGUGAAAUAUUAACACCGAUAACAAGAGCGCUCUAAAACAGUUUCGCACUACCCACAACAACAACAACCUUAAACAACAGUUUCAGAAAAUAUAGAUCCUUUCUUUCAUGGCUCCAGUAAUUUCAACAACUCCAGAAGAACCCACUACCAAGAAUGUCGUUCAGCAUCCUGUACAGGUUGCAAAACGCUUGGAAAAGCUCAAGACUACCAUCUUCACAAAGAUGAGCAUGCUUGCAAUCAAACAUGGAGCGAGAAACCUCGGCCAAGGCUUUCCCAACUUUGAUGGCCCUGAAUUUGUGAAAGACGCAGCAAUCCAGGCUAUUAAAGAGGGGGAAAACCAAUAUGCCCGGGGAUGUGGUGUUCCAGACCUCAACUCUGCAGUGGCUGCCAGGUUCAAGAAAGACUCUGGACUGGUGGUGGACCCUGAAAAUGAAGUCACUAUCACUACAGGAUGCACUGAAGCCAUCGCUGCCACCAUGUUAGGUUUGAUAAACCCUGGCGACGAGGUCAUCCUUUUUGCCCCUUUUUACGAUUCUUACGAAGCUACACUUUACAUGGCUGGAGCCGAUAUAAAAAUCAUUACCCUCCGGCCGCCAAAUUUCUCAGUUCCAAUUGAUGAUCUCAAGUCUAUUAUCUCAAAGAAUACUCGUGCAAUACUUGUAAACACACCACAUAACCCCACGGGGAAGAUGUUCAGCCGAAUGGAAUUGGGAACUAUUGCAUCUCUUUGUAUAGAAAAUGAUGUGUUGGUUUUCUCAGAUGAAGUUUAUGAUAAGUUGGCAUUUGAGGAAGAUCACAUUUCUAUAGCUUCACUUCCUGGCAUGUAUGAGAGGACUGUCACCUUGAAUUCCCUCGGUAAGACCUUUUCUCUAACAGGUUGGAAGAUAGGUUGGACUAUAGCUCCACCACAUCUGACAUGGGGAAUAAGGCAGGCACACUCUUACCUCACUUUUGCAACAUCAACUCCAAUGCAAUUUGGCGCUGCGGAAGCUCUUAGAACCUCGGACACUUAUUAUGAGGAACUAAAGAAAGAUUACCUGCAUAAGAAGGGAAUAUUAGUAGAAGGACUUAAAGCUGCAGGUUUUGUGGUGCACCCUUCUGCUGGUACUUACUUUGUUAUGGUCGAUCAUACUUCUUUCGGGUUUGAAAAUGAUGUUGCCUUCUGCGAACAUCUGAUUAAGGAAGUGGGUGUUGCUGCAAUUCCAACAAGUGCUUUCUAUCUUAAUCCAGAGGAUGGUAAGAAUUUGGUGAGGUUCACAUUCUGCAAGGAUGAGGAUACUCUUAGGGAAGCAGUCGAAAGGAUGAAAGCGAAGUUAAAAAAAUGAAUUUACUUGUAAUCUUCAGUCAAAGCAAAGUAAAAAAUUGAUGUUUCUGUUAGUUCAUGAGGAGUUGCACAAUAAUAAGAUCGUUUUA
This is a messenger RNA of Papaver somniferum (opium poppy), 1565 nucleotides long. Its product is annotated as probable N-succinyldiaminopimelate aminotransferase DapC. Gene Ontology annotation, cellular component: cytoplasm. Lineage: Eukaryota; Viridiplantae; Streptophyta; Magnoliopsida; Ranunculales; Papaveraceae. Bases 260 to 1477 code for a protein of 405 amino acids. The transcript is spliced from 2 exons. Gene Ontology annotation, molecular function: pyridoxal phosphate binding; L-kynurenine:2-oxoglutarate transaminase activity. Gene Ontology annotation, biological process: biosynthetic process. The record is from RefSeq and is a predicted model, not a curated record.